Molecule: messenger RNA, 3355 nt
Organism: Astyanax mexicanus (Mexican tetra)
Lineage: Eukaryota; Metazoa; Chordata; Actinopteri; Characiformes; Acestrorhamphidae
Product: zinc finger protein 79-like
Exons: 1
Coding region: 83-1051 (322 amino acids)
Biological process (GO): regulation of transcription by RNA polymerase II
Cellular component (GO): nucleus
Molecular function (GO): RNA polymerase II transcription regulatory region sequence-specific DNA binding; DNA-binding transcription factor activity, RNA polymerase II-specific
Source: RefSeq, a predicted model, not a curated record
GAGGUGAAGCACAAGCAAUCCUGAAGAAUCUCCAGAACACGCAGAAAUUGUUUGAUGCAGACAAAUAAAGCAAAGUCCCAACAUGGAGAGACAUCAGCACUCUGUCAAGAGUUUUACUAAACAGAGUGAUCUCAAAAAACAUCAGCGCAUUCACACAGGAGAGAAACCGUAUCACUGCUCAGACUGUGGGAAGAGUUUUACUAAACAAAGUGAUCUCAAAAAACAUCAGCGCAUUCACACAGGAGAGAAACCAUAUAACUGCUCAGACUGUGGGAAGAGUUUUACUGUACAGGGUAGUCUCAAAAAACACCAGCGCAUUCACACAGGAGAGAAACUGUAUCACUGCUCAGACUGUGGGAAGAGUUUUAAUCAACAGAGUACUCUCAAAACACACCAGCGCAUUCACACAGGAGAGAAACCGUAUCACUGCUCAGACUGUGGGAACAGUUUUAAUCAACAGAGUCAUCUCAAAAAUCACCAGCGCAUUCACACUGGAGUAAAACCAUAUUACUGCUCAGACUGUGGGAAGAUUUUUACUACCCAGAGUGCUCUCAAACAACAUCAGCGCAUUCACACAGGAGAGAAACCGUAUCACUGCUCAGACUGUGGGAAGAGUUUUACUAAACAGAGUAAUCUCAAAAUACACCAGCGCAUUCACACAGGAGAGAAACCAUAUCACUGCUUGGACUGUGGGAAGAGCUUUAAUCGACUGGAGACUCUCAAACUGCAUCAGCGCAUUCACACAGGAGAGAAACCAUAUCACUGCUUGGACUGUGGGAAGAGCUUUAAUCGACUGGAGACUCUCAAACUGCAUCAGCGCAUUCACACAGGAGAGAAACCGUAUGAGUGCUCAGACUGUGGGAAGAGUUUUACUACACAGAGUAAUCUCAAAAUACACCAGCGCAUUCACACUGGAGUAAAACCAUAUUACUGCUCAGAUUGUGAGAAGAGUUUUGCUACACAGAGUCAACUUAAAAAUCACCAGCGCAUUCACACAGGAGAGAAAACUGUCCCAAAUUUGUUCCACGGCAAUAAAAAGCGCAAAUCGUAAAUCUUUCAGACAGAACACCUUAUCCUACACAAAUGUUUCACUUUGUCACUUGGGAUACGUUCCACCAGAAACAAACAUGAACUGAAUUUAACAAUGGAUUUUAAGGAUUCUUAGUCUGCAACUAAGCAUUUUGGAUCAAACCUUCAGUGCUUAUGCCUAAAAGGUUUUGAAUGCAUUUAAUCGCUUUUCUAGUAUAUACAGAUUUAAUUAUUUCCAUUAAUUUUCGAUAUCUCUGUUUUUCCUCUGUGGAAGCCGUCCUCAGUUCCCCAAGCUUAGCAUAGCUUAGUUCAUGCUAUCAACUGCCAGGCCGCCCAUAUGAAAGGAUAAGGGGAAAACACCACCUGAGGAACUCCAGAGAGAGUGUGUCCCAAAAGUGUGACCCAGAGCCACAGAGAGACGACACUGUGCCGGGUGGAGCAUUCAGACCCCACAGAAAGGCCAACAAAAUCUUUUCCAGAGGUUUAAUAAAACGCUCCAGCCGUAGUUCUCAUACUGAAAUCAACCCCCUCCAGAUCUGUAUAGCGCAGUAAAGUUGCUGGCUCAUUUAUUGCCCCUGCUGUUGUUCUCUCUGUUACCAUAGAGGGAUAUUUGGUUAAUGUUUAACUCAAGUUUUUUACUCUUUUUCUUAUUAGAUAUUGUAUCUUGCUUUUUAAUCUCCAAAGUUACUAAGAAUAUCCAAUUAAUUUAGUUCAUUGAUUGUUUUUUAUCCAGUAACAACUAUUAUCCUUGCAUUGCUUCACAUCUAUAUUUACUAGGGGUGCAGGAAAAAAUCGAUUGGAGCUAACAUUGAACGAUUCAGAAUCGAUUCUCAUUUUCCUAAAAACGUGUUUUUUGGGUGAAGCUACUGUCGCGCUGAGCUUUUUAACUGUCCUGCGGAGCUCUUUAACUGUUAAAAAGCUCUGUGCGACAGGUGAACUCCCAGUUAGGCAACAGAGGGGUGUGCAUGCUAAAAUCCAGUGUAUUUAGUAUCUUCUCUGCUUGUUACAUAAUUAUAGCCUAUCUAAGGUUCCACUCUUGACCUUGUGGCUGUUUGAGUUUUUUUUCCAGUUUUAACAAUGUCUACCUUUUAGAAAUGAAUACAGGAUUAGUCAACCAUGCUAGAAAUUAAUCAUUCAUUAUUGUGGCACUGUCACUAUAUUGCAGAAAUAUUUUAUACAGUAAGGAACCUAAGUUUAUUGUUUGAAAUAAAUGUUCUAUUUGUUUAAAUUGUCCUUUCAUCUUUUUAUCUUCUCACAUAAUUUAAACAAAAAUUAUAGGCCAUUUGAAUUGAUAAAUCAUUCUAGAAUCGAAAAUCGUUUCUGAAUCGAAUCUUGACCCCAAAAAUCGGAAUCAAAUCAAAUCGAAACACUGAGAGAUUCAUACCCCUAAUAUUUAAUCGUGUGUGUUUCAAUAAAAUGCUUUUAUAUUGCAAGAUCUCCAAUCUCGUGUUUUCUCACUAUAUGGUUGAUAACCUUUCUGUGACCUGGAACCUAUCCAUCCUGAGCCUGUUUUAUGUUAUUAUUUGGUGAAGGGUGUGAUUGGAGAUAACCACACCUGCACACUCUUAUUUUUAAAUGUUUUAUACAUUUAUAUAUACAGUUAUUACUUUUUCUGUUCACUUAAUAAUUUAUUUAAAAACUGCUUUCUUUUUAACUGUCACAAUGACGCAGGGCUUUGAAGGUUGUUUGUACUUUUUCAGAAAUCAGGAAGGUCAGAGUGUUUUCAUCAACAGUGAGAGCUGUGAGGAGAACGUGACCCUGAGUGGCAGAGAAGCUUCACUGCUGUUCUGGGACCAGUGCAUAUGAACUAGGAGACAACAAGCUCUCUGAGUGAAGUGCUGGGAACCUCUCCUCAGAUAUCCAGCGCAUGCCUGUUCUACACGCCGUAAAGUCGCACACAGGCCAGAAGAUCUUUCCAUCCACUCUUUUCCUCUGUUUCAUCUUCUCACAGACUUUAGGGCACAUAAGGAUUGUUUGGAACACAAGGACUGUCUGCUGUGUUCAUGAAGGACACAGAGCUGAACAACAUCAUGAUAAGAACUUGUUGCUCAGACAGGCUGGAGCUGAUCACAUCAUUGGAACUGGACAACAAGCUGUUAACUGGACUGGAUAAAUGUAUAACUGCUUGGAUUAAGUCUGGAGGGCUCCCUCUCUUUCUCUCUCUCUGGGUUGUGAAUGUGUUGAUCUAUCACGAUUUUAUUACACGAUUUUAUGUUCACUCGUUGAUGUACUUUUACUCUUUUCUAAUAUAUAUUUAUAUAUAUAUAUAUAUGUAAUGCUGAAACUAUGCUUUUUCCAGUGAACUUUCAUACAUUUUAAAUUCUAA